UAUAGCUCAGCGGCUCAACGUUUGAAUGGAGAAAAUAUUGCCAUGUUUUAAGCGCACUUGAGUGGAAUAAGCACACGAUACAAGAAAGCAUCAUCGGCGUACGUGUGGUCAAAAGAUAAAACAUGGAUAUCGUAAAAUCGUUAGGACACCCGGAGGAAAUAUUCAACCUGUUCAAGUUUAAAAUGGGGGGCUGUCGCACUGUGAUGCCCAAGUUGGACUAUGAAUCCAUGAGUGAGAGUCUGCGGACAUGCUACCUCUAUCUGAACCAGACCAGUCGCAGUUUCGCCGCUGUUAUCCAGGCGCUAGACGGAGAGUUACGGCAUGCAGUGUGUAUCUUCUACCUGGUCCUACGUGCCCUUGACACAGUGGAAGAUGAUAUGACCAUCCCCCUGGAGAAGAAGGUGCCCAUGCUGAAUGACUUCCACACGUACCUUUACCAGGCCAACUGGUGCUUCACUGAGAGCCACGAGAAGGACAGGCGGGUCCUGGAGGACUUCCCCACGAUUUCCUUGGAGUUCAGGAACCUGGGUCAGGCAUACCAGGAUGUGAUCUCGGACAUCUGCCACCGCAUGGGAGUUGGAAUGGCUGAGUUUCUGGAGAAGAAAGUGGGCUCCAUGAAGGAGUGGGACCAGUACUGUCACUAUGUGGCAGGGCUGGUGGGUAUAGGCCUGUCCCAGCUGUUCUCUGCCUCCCAGCUGGAGGACCCCGAGGUGGGCAAGGACACAGAGCUGGCCAACUCCAUGGGCCUGUUCCUCCAGAAGACCAACAUCAUCAGAGACUACCUGGAGGAUAUACAGGUGGCGAGGGCCUUCUGGCCACAAGAGGCAUGGAGUCAGUUUGCGUGUCGUCUGGAGGACCUGGCAGAGUCUGACCAGCUGACCUCAGCCCUGUCCUGUCUCAACCUGCUGGUGACAGACGCCCUGCGCCACGUCCCUGAUGUCAUCACCUAUCUGGCACGCCUACGCAACCAGAGCGUCUUCAACUUCUGCGCCAUACCACAGGUGAUGGCGAUAGCGACCCUCUCAGCCUGUUACAACAACCCUCAAGUAUUCCAGGGCGUGGUGAAAAUCAGGAAGGGUCAGGCCGUCACCCUCAUGAUGCAAGCCACCAACAUGGGUGCUGUGCAAAGCAUCAUGGCCCAAUACAGCCAGGAGAUGCUACAGAGGGUGUCCUUGACAGAUCCAUCCCGGGACAAAACCCUGUUUAUCCUGGGUGUGAUCCAGGAGAGGACUCUCUCCCAAGCCACCCUGGCCUCCCGGACUGCCCACCUCUCCCCCAUGUACCUCUCCGCUGCCAUGAUCCUCGCCGCCCUCAGCUGGCAGUACCUAAGCACUACAGCUGGACAACCUCCCGGCACUGCUGACAUGCAGGGCCAUUGAGCCCACUCAACCCCCACUAACCCUCACCCUGCAUGGGGUGCACGACUGAGAUGCUCCCCUCUCUCCUGAGGCCUGGUUCUCCCUCUCCCCUGGAGGAAUCUUACCCUCCCAUUCACCUGUCCUGUUUAACUCACCUGUGAUGGUCUGUAGAGGCCUGUACUAUGGGAGUCACUGGUAGCAAGGGUUGUCUUAUUGUGUUUGAUAGUGAUUUGCAGUCUUACUUUCCGUAACAUUAUUUUCUAACACAUUGGUCAUACUCACGUCAGAUACACACGGCACCUGGCACAUCUCUCAUUUGUUUUUUUGAUUUGUUUUUAUGUUGAUUUUAGUUAUUUUGUAACCACAACCCUGGUUUUGUUUGUUACAUGUUUUGAAAGGGAGAAUUCCAAUAGAGCUAUAAUGGAUUGGUAAUUUCAUUUUUUUUUAAACAUUAAUUUGAAAUGUGAAUAGGAUUUAGUAAAGUCUUGGACCCAUCACACACACCUAAAGCACACAGCUCACACACAUACAGGACAUUGCGAUUAAGAAACAUCAACUAAACCAUUGUGCAUUUCUUAUAGUUGUUUUUUUUUUUUUUGGGGGGGGGGUUGUAAUGUUAUUUUCAAUAACACAAUGGUUCUGUUUGAUGUGUUUUAUAAGUGUCUGUAUAUCUCCAUAGCAAGAACUAAGAUGAUUGUUUAUGUACAGUAUAGCUACAUGUUGUCACAUUCAAUCAUAGUAAACUGGACACAUCUCAAUAGUCUAAAGUUGCCUCCUCCCCUUGUAUUCUCUACCUCAACUGCACUGAUCUGAAAAGACGUAGCAAAUAUGAAACAAUAUGACAGAAGCCUAGCUUAGCUUUCAUCUAUAUGUCUGUGUCUUUCUCAUUGUGGACAAAGGAAAGGGGACUAGGAGAGGAAGCCACAUUUGUCUUUUGAGACAUGCCCAGUGUAAGACGAUACAGAGACUGGUGGAAGCAGGAUUGCAGCAGAGCACAUAGUAGCAGGCUGCUAAGUGUCCUUAAGACAGAGCUUUGGUGAGUAGGAAGGCUACAAUAGUGUGGUGUAUCCUUGUACACAACCAAAGAAGACAUGAAUAUUGCUAUGUAAUGUGAUCUUUUAAUUUGUAUAUCAUUGAAAAAAGAAUAAAAGACAAUAGUGUUUC
Oncorhynchus gorbuscha (pink salmon) is the source of this 2522-nucleotide messenger RNA. It is a transcript of the gene fdft1, whose product is annotated as farnesyl-diphosphate farnesyltransferase 1. The transcript has 8 exons. Lineage: Eukaryota; Metazoa; Chordata; Actinopteri; Salmoniformes; Salmonidae. Bases 123 to 1379 code for a protein of 418 amino acids. Gene Ontology annotation, biological process: cholesterol biosynthetic process; farnesyl diphosphate metabolic process. The record is from RefSeq and is a predicted model, not a curated record. Gene Ontology annotation, cellular component: endoplasmic reticulum membrane. Gene Ontology annotation, molecular function: squalene synthase [NAD(P)H] activity.